CGCAGGAGCCCUGAGGAAAGCCAUUCACCAAUCAGGAGUUGCGGUACCGGCGGCGACCCGGCCUGGCUUCCUCACCCGCCUACGUCGCUGAGGGGGAGAGUCCGAACGGCUUCCUUCCGCCAAUCCCCGCGGGCCACAGCUAGCUUGCCCGCCCCGCCCCUUUCAGUCACCGACCGAACAGCCAGCCAAUCAGGAGCGCGACAGCAGCCCGCCUUCGCUCCAGUUCGCUGGGGCGGGCAUCGUUCGGUGUUUUGGGGGAGCCACCGCCCUGCCGAUCUCUGGUAACGAGAGGUGCUUGAAAGGCGGUGGCGGGAAACCACAGUUCAAUCGGAAUCGCCACCCUCAUGGUCGCUUCGGAUGAGAACAGACUUCAGAAAAUUGAACCACAGGCCAGAGUCCUCAAUAAAUGAAAGAGUUUUCACAAUCAAAAUUAACAGCAAAGUAAGUCGAGAUGUCUGUCGAUCCAAUGACCUAUGAGGCCCAGUUCUUUGGUUUCACACCACAAACUUGCAUGCUCAGGAUCUACAUUGCAUUUCAAGACUACCUGUUUGAAGUGAUGCAGGCUGUUGAACAGGUUAUUCUGAAGAAGCUGGAGGGCAUCCCAAACUGUGAGAUUAGCCCAGUCCAGGUUCGGAAGUGCACAGAGAAGUUUCUUUGCUUCAUGAAAGGACGUUUUGAUAAGCUUUUUGUCAAAAUGGAGCAGCUGUUUCUACAGUGGAUUUUGCGUAUUCCCCCAAACAUCUUGCUUCCAGAAGAUAAAUCUCAGGAGAUGCAUUCUUACAGUGAGGAAGAAUUCCAGCUUCUCCAAAAAGAAAUCGAACAGUUACAGGAGCAGUACAAGACUGAAUUAUGCACUAAGCAGGCCCUUCUUGCAGAAUUAGAAGAGCAAAAAAUUGUUCAGGCCAAACUUAAACAGACAUUGGCUUUGUUUGAUGAGCUUGAAAAUGUUGGCAGAAAUCAUGGGACUAGUGAUUUUAGGGACAGCUUGGUGUUCCUGGCCCAGAACUCCAGAAAACUCCAGGAUAUUAGAGACAAUGUGGAAAAAGAAAGCAAAAGAUUGAAGAUAACUUAAUUUCUAAAUAAUAAAAGGAGCCGGUCAAAAGUAGGAUGAAUAAGGGAUGUAUAUCCAUGACUAUUAUGUUAGUGAACUGUAUAUUUUGUUGGAUUUCUUUUAAACUUUUUCUUGUAUUCUACAUUUUCCUCUUAUUUGGUCCUUGUCCUCUUGUUCAGUCCACUCUCCUGAGGAAUCUGUGUACUGCUCGGAACUGAUCUUUGAAGCAUUUAUUCCUUACAGGCUUCUAAUAGGUGGGAAGGAAUUCUUAAUCCAUUCAAGACUCAAUUUGGGGGCUUGAUGAAGAAAUCAAGCUUUUCAUGGCCAGUCAAACGAUAUUUG
Molecule: messenger RNA, 1393 nt
Organism: Pipistrellus kuhlii (Kuhl's pipistrelle)
Lineage: Eukaryota; Metazoa; Chordata; Mammalia; Chiroptera; Vespertilionidae
Gene: MIS12
Product: MIS12 kinetochore complex component
Exons: 3
Coding region: 452-1072 (206 amino acids)
Biological process (GO): protein localization to kinetochore; kinetochore assembly; mitotic cell cycle
Cellular component (GO): nucleus; chromosome, centromeric region
Source: RefSeq, a predicted model, not a curated record